Sesamum indicum (sesame) is the source of this 2090-nucleotide messenger RNA. The record is from RefSeq and is a predicted model, not a curated record. NCBI's taxonomy places the organism in Eukaryota, Viridiplantae, Streptophyta, Magnoliopsida, Lamiales, Pedaliaceae.
UGAUUCUUGGAGGAAAAGUUGCUUUCUUGCCUGUCCCUUUAAUGAUUUCUCCCCUCAUUAAUCCUCUUACCAAACAUGGGCACAGUGCUUUUCUUAAUCAACUUUCCCUUUGUCUUUGCUCAUUAAUUGUGUCUGUCGGAAACUGCACCAAAGUUAUAGGUAUAGUUUAAUGCAAAGCAUGAAUGGAAUGUCCGGGAAAUGCUAAGACUUAAAAGCCACACUUGAAAGGAGAAAAGUAACUAGGAAACAGCUUCUGAUUCAGGGCAUGGAUAGUAGCAUACAAGAGACGCUGCUGAGUACUGAAGUAGACCAAAAGGGUGAUUUGAAGCGAAGGAUUCGUGAAGAAUCCAAGAAAAUAUGGAGGGUUGCGUUGCCAAGUAUUGUUUCGAGGGUCACUUCGUUUGGAACGAUUGUCGUGACACAAUCAUUUGUUGGACAUAUAAGUUCGGUGGAUCUUGCUGGAUACGCACUUGUUCAGACCCUAAGUGUGCGAUUUGUGAACGGUAUAGUGAUUGGAAUGUCGAGUGCAACUGAAACUCUUUGUGGCCAAGCUUUUGGAGCAAAACAGUAUCACAUGAUGGGCAUUUUUCUGCAACGAUCAUGGCUGGUCGACCUCACUGCACUAACCGUCUUACUCCCCAUUUUCAUCUUUGCAACACCAAUCUUUAACCUACUUGGCGAGGAAAAAGCCAUUGCUAAAUCUGCAGGGCACAUUUCUCUGUGGUUCAUUUUAUUUCUCUAUAGCAUUGUUUUCUCCACGACAAUUCAAAUGUAUCUGCAAGCACAGCAGAAGAACAUGGUCAUCGCAUGGUUAUCCGUUAUGCAAUUUGCGAUCCAUAUUCCCUUGUCUUGGCUUUUCGUCUAUGUUCUGAAUUGGGGGCUUGAUGGAGCAAUGGCUGCACUAUGUAUAUCUUCAUGGUUCUUGGUUUUUGGAGAAUUUGUUUACAUAUUCGGGGGUUGGUGUCCCGACUCAUGGAAAGGCUUCUCUUUGGCUGCCGUCAAGGACAUAUUUCCUGUAGUGAAGCUCUCAAUAUCCUCUGGUGUGAUGGUCUGCUUAGAGUUGUGGUACUAUGCCAUUCUGGUCUUACUGGCUGGAUACAUGAAAAAUGCAGAGGUUGCGAUAUCUGCCUUCUCUAUAAGCCUGAACGUCGUUGCAUGGGAAUUCAUGAUCUCCCUUGGCAUUAUGGGCUCUGCAGUCGUGCGAGUUGCAAAUGAGCUUGGCAGAGGAGAUGCUAAAGCCACAAAGUUCUCAAUCAAAGUUCUGAUGGGGACAUCAGUUGCAAUAGGGCUAUUCUUCUGGAUUCUAUGCUUGGUAUUUGGCAACAAACUAGGAUACUUGUUCACGAAUGAAGAGGAAGUGGUGCAGACUGUGUCGGACCUCUCUCUUCUCCUCGCUUUCUCAGUGUUGCUCAACGGCAUUUACCCUGUGCUCUCAGGUGUGGCAGUGGGAGCAGGGCUGCAGACGAAAGUCGCAAUCAUUAAUCUUGUUUGCUUCUAUAUCAUCGGGCUACCAAUUGGAGCAGUUCUUGGAUAUGUAUUUCAACUUCAAGUGAAGGGAAUAUGGAUCGGAAUGAUUAGUGGAGUUGUUACUGAAACACUUGCACUUAGUUUCAUGACAUGGAGAACAAACUGGGAUCAAGAGGUAUCGAUAACUUCAGCACGACUAAAACGAUGGUACUUGAAAUCUGCAGAAGAGAGUAGGCAAAGUUCUGAUCAUUCUUGACUUGAAAAUAUUUGAAGUAGAUCAUUCCACGUCCCUGGAGAGAUUUUCGCCUUUAGUCCCGGGCUCUUGUAACCUUUUUAUCUCUCAGGUGAUAACUUGAAGAGACAAUUCAGAGCUCGAUAGUUCUAGCCAUAUUGAUUGAACUAGAGUCAUCGCUUUGCCAGCAAAAAGAGGAUCCUAAGCAGAUUUUCUGGGCAGUUCCGGGAAAAUUUUAUGUAUGCUGUAAUGGGUUUUACAUAUAUUCUGUGUAAGAGUUUGGUCAAAUUACUUGUAGGAUUUAAUAUUUGCGGUGAGAGAAGCUCUAUAACUUUGUAUUUACUUCAUUUCUCCGUUCAAAUCUUUUAUUACAAUUUACUAUUUCAUCUCA